GCUCGCCGCCUGAGGGAACCGCCGCUGCCCUAUGGCCUCCCCGGCGGCGGCGGCGGCGGGGCCCGGCGCCGCGCUGCCCCCGGGCCCGGCGCGCCGCGACUUCUACUGGCUGCGCUCCUUCAUCGCCGGAGGUGUUGCGGGAUGCUGUGCCAAAACAACCACUGCACCACUUGAUCGAGUGAAGAUCUUGCUGCAGGCUCAUAACCACCAUUACAAACAUCUAGGAGUGUUUUCUACGCUGUGUGCUGUCCCCAAAAAGGAAGGUUACCUUGGGCUGUAUAAAGGAAAUGGGGCCAUGAUGAUUAGAAUCUUUCCAUAUGGUGCAAUUCAGUUUAUGGCGUUUGAUCAAUACAAAAAGGUAAUAAAGAAGCACCUUGGGAUUUCAGGGCAUGUGCAUCGAUUGAUGGCUGGAUCCAUGGCAGGUAUUACAGCAGUGAUUUGUACUUACCCUCUUGAUAUGGUUAGAGUUCGUCUGGCAUUCCAAGUAAAAGGGGAACACAAGUACAUGGGAAUUAUCCAUGCAUUCAAGAUGAUUUACACAAAGGAAGGUGGUUUUAGUGGGUUCUACAGAGGGCUGAUGCCAACUGUGGUAGGAAUGGCUCCAUAUGCGGGUUUUUCUUUUUUUACCUUUGGUACCUUAAAGAGCAUUGGACUUGCUCAAGCACCUAACUUGCUUGGACGGCCUUCCUUAGAUAAUCCCGAUGUCUUAGUUUUGAAAACACAUAUAAAUCUGCUGUGUGGUGGCAUAGCUGGAGCAAUAGCUCAGACGAUAUCGCGUCUUCUCCCUCCAGUGUUUUACAGACUGUUUUAUACUCUCAUCUGAUCUUCAUGUGUCUUCCUUACUCGUGCCAAAUGGAAUAUAUUAAGAGAUCUGAUUUGCUGGUUUUGGUUGUAUAGAGGGAGUCUCCCUUUUUGGAGAACUUUCAGCUGUGUUGAGAAUCUAAGCCGAAUUCAUGACUCAUUGAAAAGGGAGAUUGGAGUUUGUAGAUGGACUCUUUAUAUAUAUAUAUAUAUAAAUUAAAAACAAACAAACAACACAACAGUAUUUGUAUAGUCAUCACACAUCUAGUUGAACUGCUGUUCAAAUA
Molecule: messenger RNA, 1088 nt
Organism: Tympanuchus pallidicinctus (lesser prairie-chicken)
Lineage: Eukaryota; Metazoa; Chordata; Aves; Galliformes; Phasianidae
Gene: SLC25A16
Product: solute carrier family 25 member 16
Exons: 8
Coding region: 32-823 (263 amino acids)
Biological process (GO): transmembrane transport
Cellular component (GO): mitochondrial inner membrane
Source: RefSeq, a predicted model, not a curated record